Messenger RNA from Psammomys obesus (fat sand rat), 1354 nucleotides. It is a transcript of the gene Arl4d, whose product is annotated as ADP ribosylation factor like GTPase 4D. The coding region runs from base 189 to 794 and encodes 201 amino acids. Gene Ontology annotation, biological process: vesicle-mediated transport; intracellular protein transport. The record is from RefSeq and is a predicted model, not a curated record. NCBI's taxonomy places the organism in Eukaryota, Metazoa, Chordata, Mammalia, Rodentia, Muridae. The transcript is spliced from 2 exons. Gene Ontology annotation, molecular function: GTP binding; GTPase activity. Gene Ontology annotation, cellular component: cytoplasm.
UCCGCCGUGGCUGAGACGCGGAGGGCGGGCGGACGCGCCGGGUCGAGGUCGCCGGCCCGGAGCGCGGCUGGCUGAAGGAAAGCACCGAGUUUGUGCUACCUGCCAUUUCAAGGCCUGCCGCCGCCCCCUCCUCCUCCGCCUGGAGCCCUAGACCUUCUCCUUGAUCCUCCCCUGCACUCUAGCUCACCAUGGGGAACCACUUGACUGAGAUGGCACCCACAGCCUCGUCCUUUUUGCCCCACUUCCAGGCCUUGCAUGUCGUGGUCAUAGGGCUGGACUCGGCGGGGAAGACUUCCCUCCUUUACCGCCUCAAGUUCAAGGAGUUUGUCCAGAGCGUUCCCACCAAGGGCUUCAACACUGAGAAGAUCCGAGUGCCCUUGGGGGGGUCCCGUGGGAUCACUUUCCAAGUGUGGGACGUUGGGGGUCAGGAGAAGCUUCGGCCGCUGUGGCGCUCCUACACCCGCCGGACAGACGGACUGGUGUUUGUGGUGGACUCUACGGAAGCCGAGAGGUUAGAGGAAGCCAAAGUGGAGCUACACCGCAUCAGUAAGGCCUCUGACAACCAGGGGGUCCCCGUGCUGGUGCUGGCCAACAAGCAGGACCAGCCGGGGGCACUGAGCGCGGCCGAGGUGGAGAAGAGGCUGGCAGUCCGAGAGCUGGCAGUGGCCACGCUCACCCACGUGCAGGGCUGCAGCGCUGUGGACGGGCUGGGCCUGCAGCCAGGACUGGAGCGGCUGUAUGAGAUGAUCCUCAAGAGGAAGAAGGCACCUCGGGCAAGCAGGAAGAGACGGUGACCGCACGCUGCCCCUACCCUACCUGCUAGGGCUCAGUACACACGACAGACAGGCAGGGCCUGUGACCUCUCCGCCAGCCUGGGUGCUGGACCUGUCCACUUCAAAGGACCGAAGGAGCAUGGGGGGCCCCCUGUUUCGGUGCCACACAGGGGGAGGGGAGACGGAGCGUCUUUACUGCCCUUCACCUGUAGAGGGUGGAGGCUGCAAGACGCAGAGACAAAUACAAAUGCCGACUCUACCUCGACCCUGGUUCUCCUUUUCCUUCCCUAGCGUUUUUUAUUUGGAUGUAUGUUUUUACUUUUUCAGGGGGAGGGUGUGCAGGAAGUUGUCUGGAGAAUGCUUUUGGGAAUGAAUGGGGAACAUCUUCCCUCUCCCCACCUUGGGGGGUUCUCCUCAGCUACUCUCCUAAGUCACAGCCUUUUCAGAGUCUGUGAAAGUGCCAAGAAUCCUGCUCACGUUUGUAGAUCCCCGGCCUUUUUUUUAAUAUAUAAGCCUUGUGUGUCCUUCGUAUUACUGUUUUUUAGCAUUUGCCUGUAAGUUAUUAAAGUCGGAUGAUUCUA